AUGGCUAUCAAAGCUGUAACUCCCAAUGUAAAGGAUUAUCCCUAUAAUUUGGGCAACUUUGGCCGAAUCGUGACGACGGAUAGUCCCGAGGCCCAAAUAUGGUUCAAUCGAGGCCUGACCUGGGCAUUUUGCUUCAAUCACAAAGAAGCCUCCAUAUGUUUUCAACAUGCUAUCAACCACGAUGAAUCCUGUGCUAUCGCACACUGGGGUCUGGCAUAUUCCUCGGGUCCCAACUACAAUCAACCUUGGGAAUUCUUUGGCGUUGAUCUGGAGGAUAUCGUAAAGCGCACCUACGAAGCCUCCCGCAAAGCACAUGCCUUGGCGACCACCGCAACACCCAUUGAAAAGGCUCUCAUCGCUGCGAUCCAACUUCGUUUCCAGAGUGACAAGCCCGCCAGUCUCGAACAAUUCGCUGCUCAGAAUCUUGCCUAUGCUGACGCAAUGGAGGGGGUGUAUCGCGAAUUCAGAGAUGAUCUCGACGUUACGGCCUUGUACGCUGACUCUAUAAUGAGUCUCACUCCCUGGAAACUGUGGAAUAUCCAGACCGGUGAACCUAACCCAGGCACGCGCACCCUGGAAGCCAAAAAUGUAUUAGAGAGCGCUCUGAAACACAAAAAUGUGUCCCAACACCCCGGUGUGCUGCACUACUAUAUCCACUUGAUCGAAAUGUCCUCCACGCCCGAGUUGGGACUGGUUCCAGCCGAUCACUUGCGUAACUUAGUCCCGGAUUCUGGACAUGCAAGCCAUAUGCCAUCCCACCUUGAUGUCUUGAUUGGUGAUUAUCGAGCUGCCAUUCUUGCCAACCAGCGCGCCACGCUCGCCGAUGAAAAGUUUGUCAGCAUUGAAGGCACCAUGAACUUUUACACCACCUAUCGCAUGCAUAAUUACCACACUUUGAUAUAUGCGGCUAUGUUUGCAGGCCAAAAGGCGGUUGCCCUUGAUGCGGUCGAUCGCAUGGAAGCUACUCUCCCCAAAGAACUUAUAGCCGGCAUGCCGGACUUCACUGAAAACUUUGCCUCUGUUCGCCCACACGUAAUGAUUCGGUUCGGAAUGUGGGAUGAGAUCAUCGCGCUCCCGCUCCCUGAAGACCAGAAACUCUUCUGUGUUACCACAGCAGCGACCUACUACGCGAAAGGUGUAGCAUAUGCCGCUAGCGGAGAUGUUCCCAAGGCCCAGGAGUUGCGUGAGCUCUACCGAGAAGCAGCAAGCCGCAUUCCUGAAUCUCGACUCGCCUUCCCGAAUAAAUGUGUGGAUGUUCUCGGUGUUGCGGCUGCUAUGUUGGACGGUGAGAUCGAAUAUCGUCGUGGAAACUAUGAAGUCGCGUUUGAGCAUCUUCGCCGUUCAGUUGAGCUGGAUGAUAAAUUGGGCUACAGCGAGCCCUGGAGCUGGAUGCAACCUGCUCGUCAUGCAUAUGCAGCUCUGUUAUUGGAGCAAGGCCAUGUGGAGGAGGCAGCGGCUGUUUAUCGAUGUGAUUUGGGCCUCGAUGAUACUGCUAUUCGUGCACGACAGCACUUGAAUAACGUUUGGGCGUUGCAGGGAUACCAUGAGUGCUUGCUGCGGUUGGGUCAAGUCGCGGAGGCCCGAGUUAUCGAGCCGCAGUUAAAGAUUGCGCUGGCUGUAGCUGAUGUUCCCAUCACGUCUUCAUGUUUCUGUCGUACUGAUACACCUGAAGCUUGUGGUGUGAAGAAGACUUGUGGACAGACAGCUUGUUUGUGA
Messenger RNA from Penicillium malachiteum, 1716 nucleotides. Its product is annotated as tetratricopeptide repeat protein. Bases 1 to 1716 code for a protein of 571 amino acids. Gene Ontology annotation, cellular component: intracellular anatomical structure. NCBI's taxonomy places the organism in Eukaryota, Fungi, Ascomycota, Eurotiomycetes, Eurotiales, Aspergillaceae. Gene Ontology annotation, molecular function: protein binding. The transcript has a single exon. The record is from RefSeq and is a predicted model, not a curated record.